Molecule: messenger RNA, 771 nt
Organism: Entrophospora sp. SA101
Lineage: Eukaryota; Fungi; Glomeromycota; Glomeromycetes; Entrophosporales; Entrophosporaceae
Source: the annotation of a GenBank genome assembly
AUGAAUUCUUCAAUAACAACCACUCCAUCAUUAAUCCCUUCACCUAUUAGCUACUUCGAUUCACCAUUGGUUGGAUCAAUCAAUUCUACUUCCUUUAACACAAGUCCUAAUCUUGAGCCUGCUUUAAGUUUUUUCCCUGACCUUAUUCGUCCUAUCAACAUGGCAGACGAACAACAACAACCAUUGUUACAAUUAACAACAACCACAGACAUUCCUUCAGUAACAAUUCCUGUAGAUGACGACGUUAUUACAUCUACAACUAUAAAUAAUUCCUCUAAUUCUACCACUAAUUCAAAAACAACAUCUUUAUCAUCAUCACCGGCUCUUAAUAUUCCAUGGGCCGAUACAACAAAUGACACAGAAGAUUUUAUUUCUGACUUCUUUAUUAAUAAUAAUAAUGCCAAUAAUGCUUCUACAAGUACUACAAACAGUAGUUUAACAUCAUCACCCGCGACCGCUUCUUCUUCUUCAUUUAAUAUUAAAGAAAUAGGCAAAGAUCCUGAAAUGAUUGCUGAAGAAUUAGCUGUUAAGCGAGCAAAAAAUACUGAUGCAGCUAGAAGAAGUCGACUCCGUAAAGUGAUGAAGAUGGAAUCACUAGAGAAUCAAGUGUCUGAUCUGAAAAAUGAAAACAGUGAACUAAAUACAAAAAUCGCUGUUAUGGAAAGCGAGAAGAAAGGUUUAGAACAUAAAAAUAUGGAAAAAGAUACAAGGAUAAGGAUGUUGGAACAACAAUUGGCUGAAGCUCAUGAACGUUUAAUCAGUAGAUCUUAA